AUGGAGGGACUAACCAAAAAUGACAAGAAGAAGAAGCGCAAGAGGAAGGAAAGCUAUGCCAUCUACAUCUACAAGGUUUUGAAGCAAGUACAUCCUGAUACCAGCAUUUCGUCAAAGGCCAUGAGUAUCAUGAACAGUUUUGUGAAUGAUAUCUUUGAGCGUAUUGCUGGUGAGGCAUCACGUUUAGCCCACUACAACAAACGUUCAACCAUCACCAGUCGCGAAAUUCAGACUGCCGUACGUCUACUUUUACCUGGUGAAUUGGCCAAGCACGCCGUCAGUGAAGCUCUAAAUGGAAUCCCGAAAGGCAUUAUCCAGACACGACCAAAUCCCGACCAGACAUAA
This is a messenger RNA of Rhagoletis zephyria (snowberry fruit fly), 345 nucleotides long. Its product is annotated as histone H2B-like. Gene Ontology annotation, molecular function: structural constituent of chromatin; protein heterodimerization activity; DNA binding. Lineage: Eukaryota; Metazoa; Arthropoda; Insecta; Diptera; Tephritidae. The record is from RefSeq and is a predicted model, not a curated record. Gene Ontology annotation, cellular component: nucleosome.